Messenger RNA from Fonticula alba, 882 nucleotides. RefSeq lists its product as hypothetical. The record is from RefSeq and is a predicted model, not a curated record. The coding region runs from base 103 to 675 and encodes 190 amino acids. Lineage: Eukaryota; Rotosphaerida; Fonticulaceae. The transcript has 3 exons. Gene Ontology annotation, molecular function: ferrous iron binding; ATPase activator activity. Gene Ontology annotation, biological process: positive regulation of ATP-dependent activity.
CUAAGAUACUGCCCUUCCGCCACGACUGUCCUCCUCUCCUCUCAUCCUUUCGCAGGGCCCCCCCCCCACCCCGGCCGACGUACACGCACACGCACGCGCACAAUGGCUGAGCUUAGGCAGCUGCUCGAUCAGAUCGCACGCGCCAGCACCCUGUAUGAGGUCCUGGGCCUCGAGGCGGCCUCCUUCGAGGAGGCGCAAAAAUACAUCACCGCAGGGGCCAUCCGCGGGGCGUAUCUUCGCCGGGCUCUUAUUCUUCACCCUGACAAGCAGUCGCUGGUGUCCGGGGCGGAUGCCUCGGGCAGUGCGGGUGCCCACGCGGCCGACCCUGCGGCCGAUCCCCGGCUGGCAGCCAGCUAUCUGCGCCUGCGUGAGGCCUACGACACCCUGAGCACCGCGGCAUCUCGGGCGCAAUACGAUCACAACCUGUGGCCUCCAUCAUCGCUCUUGGUGGAUGACGAGUUCAGCCUCGAGGAUAUGCUUUUUGAUGAGGACGACAAUAUGUACACCCUGCCGUGCCGUUGCAGCGGCGUGUACCGCCUGCAUGUGGACGAGAUUGACAGCCUCUACGCCGAGAGCCAGGGGGCCGGCUUCUCCAAUGUUCUCUUUUGUCAGCAAUGCUCGCUGAAGAUCCGCAUCCAAUGUAGCGGGAUAGGCACCGACAGUGAGGAGGCCUAAGCAGCGUGUGCUAAUGGCUGGUCGGCCUUCGGCCUUUCUGCUCAACCUCCUGACCAUAUCCCCUCCACCGGGCCUCGCGCUCGGGGUUCUGCCCCCGGUCCCGGGGCCGCGAGGCCAAGGAAAAAGCACCGAAAAAAGCAAAAAAAAAACAACAACAAGAAACAACAACAUCAUCAACAGCAGCAGCUCAACAGCGACAGAGAAGCA